This is a messenger RNA of Gadus macrocephalus (Pacific cod), 3974 nucleotides long. It is a transcript of the gene tp73, whose product is annotated as tumor protein p73. Gene Ontology annotation, cellular component: nucleus. The transcript is spliced from 13 exons. The coding region runs from base 369 to 2414 and encodes 681 amino acids. Gene Ontology annotation, biological process: protein tetramerization; apoptotic process; regulation of transcription by RNA polymerase II. NCBI's taxonomy places the organism in Eukaryota, Metazoa, Chordata, Actinopteri, Gadiformes, Gadidae. Gene Ontology annotation, molecular function: protein binding; RNA polymerase II cis-regulatory region sequence-specific DNA binding; DNA-binding transcription factor activity, RNA polymerase II-specific. The record is from RefSeq and is a predicted model, not a curated record.
UCUAUGUCCGGGCAUGCCAUAAUUAGAGCAACCAUAGCAUUUUUCAUCCCUUUUUUUGGGGGGGGGGUUCCAUCAUCCUCACUUCUUAUACUCACUCUGGCUCCGUCCCUCCUGCCUCUCUGCUCUCUGCACUCUCUCUCUCUGGGUUUCUAGGCGGAUGUGUGUGGGAUGCCAUGUGGUAGCGUGUGGUACAGUUUCGUAGUGAGGGACUCUGCUUACUAGGUGGUGAUCCAUCUCUCCUUGAGGAGGUUGUGCGGGGACAUUACGACGACGAGUGCUUCUACUGUUACUACUGCUACUACAACUUACACUACUACUACUGCUACUCCUUCUACUGCUACUGCUAGUGCUACUGAGGCUCGAGACAUAUGAGCGCCUCCAAUGGAUUGUACUACGUGAAGAAGAAGUCCCAGUACAACCUGCUGAGCAGCAGCAUGGAGAGCCCUGGCAGCCGCGCCGCCUCCACCAGCCCCUACGGCUCGGAGAACGCCUCGUCAACCCUAUCGUAUCAUUUUCAGCCUUGGAAGCUAAGCGUGAGUCUUUGUCAAAGAGGGGACCAAUACAAACAGAGAGGACUGAAACCUGUGUUUAAAUGGCCUCUCUUCUCCUGUCCUCCUUCUCUCUCACCCUCUCCUCCUCCUCCCACCUUAAUCUCCCCCUCAUCCACCUCUCCUCUCCUCCUCUCACCCCCUCCCACCUCAACCUCACCCCUCACCCACCUCUCUCUCCUCUCCUCCUCACCCACCUCUGUCUCCCUCCUCUCCCCGCUGCAGCACUCCCCGCUGCUGAAGAAGCUGUACUGUCAGAUCGCCAAGACGUGCCCCAUCCAGAUCAAGCUGUCCUCGCCGCCGCCCCACGGCAGUGUCAUCCGCGCCAUGCCCAUCUACAAGAAGGCGGAGCACGUCACCGAGGUGGUCAAACGCUGCCCCAACCACGAGCUAGGCCGUGACUUCAAUGACGGUCAAGUGGCUCCAGCCAGCCACCUCAUACGUGUGGAGGGGAACAACCUGUGCCAGUACGUGGACGACCCGGCCACCGGGAGGCAGAGCACGUUCGUACCUUACGAGGGGCCGCAGGUGGGAACGGAGUUCACCACCAUCUUGUACAACUUCAUGUGCAACAGCAGCUGUGUGGGGGGCAUGAACCGACGGCCCAUCCUCAUCAUCAUCACCCUGGAGACGCGAGACGGUCAGGUUCUGGGCCGGAGUUCGUUUGAAGGGCGGAUAUGUGCGUGUCCGGGCCGCGACCGCAAGGCGGACGAAGACCACUUCAGGGAGCAGCAGGCGCUGAACGACAGCGUGGCCAAGAACGGAAACGCCAACAAACGCAACUUCAAACAGACCCCACAAAACCUCCCCAGCCAGAACGUAAACAUGAAGAAGAGGCGGAACGGAGAGGAGGAGAUCUACUAUAUUCCUGUGCGGGGCAGGGAGAACUUUGAGCUCCUGAUGAGGAUCAAGGACAGCCUGGAGCUGGUGGAGCUGGUCCCCCAGCCGCUGGUCGACUCCUACCGACAGCAGACCCAGCAGCAGCUGCUGCAGCGGCCGAGUCACAUCUCGUCCCCGGCCUCCUACUCCCCUCUGUCCAACAUGAACAAGCUCCACACGCAUGGCGGCGGCCUGAGCAAGCUGCCCUCGGUCAACCAGAUGGUGGGCCAGCAGCACCAGCACAACCACCAGGCCUCCAACAGCAUGGGCCACAUGGGCCCCUCGAUGCACGGGGGCCACCACAUGCAGACCAACGGGGACAUGAACGGGGGCCACGGCAGUCAGCCAAUCGUAUCAACCUCUCACUGCAGCCCGCCCCCUCCAUAUAACCCUGACCCCAGCCUCGUCAGCUUUCUAACCAGCCUGGGCUGCCACAACUGCAUCGACUACUUCACCUCCCAGGGCCUCCAGAGCCUCUACCACCUCCAGACCCUCACCAUGGAGGACCUGGUUUCCCUGAAGAUCCCCGAGCAGUUCCGCCUGGCUAUCUGGCGGGGGCUGCAGGACAUGAAGCAGCAGGGGGGGCCCCUCCCGCCGCCGCCGCCGCCGCCGCCCCCGCCGCCCAACCAUCACCAAGACUACCACCACCACCACCACCACCACGGCCAGCAGCUGCUGCGCUCCAGCAGCAACAUGGCCGCCACCGCCAUGGCCACCAUGGGGCCGGCGGGCGGGGGCGGCGGCGGGGGCGGCGGCGGCGGCGGCGGCGGGGAGCUCCAGCGGCAGCGUGUGAUGGAGGCCGUGCACUUCCGCGUGCGCCACACCAUCACCAUCCCCAACCGGCCCGGCAUGGGGGGUGGCCAGGGGAUGGGGGCGGUGGCCGGGGCGGACGAGUGGCCCGACUUCGGCUUCGACAUGCCGGACUGCAAGGUAUCCCGCAACAAGCACUCCAUCAAAGAGGAGUUCAUGGACAGUGACGUUCGCUAACGGGCGGGGGGGGGGGGAAGGGCGCAGGGGCGCAAGGGGAGGGGGUCUCCGACACCUUUCACUGUAGCCGCUCUAAAGCAAGGGCCUAACCAUUGUGACAUGAUGUUGACACACGUUCAAGAAGAUAGAUUGGGCGAUAACACUUAACUGCGGAGCGAACCUACUUCCUUACUGUUUUGACCUGUUGGGUGUCCUAGGUGUGAACUCAUUGGAGUGAGGUUGGACUACAAAGACGGACCUUUGAUUUGGCCUCAAUACACGUUUCAAUUACAUUUCUAGUUAUCAUAGCGAUUGUAAUAACAGACCUUGCUUGUUGUUCUAACCGAUUUUGUAAUGAGUAACUACACUUUCUUUUGAGAGUAACAGUUGCGGCCGUAAAGAAACAACAGUUAUUAGUCGAUUCAUUUAUUUAUUAUGUUUCUUUACUUGUACAUAUGGUUGUAAAUAUAUGAACAUGUAAAUAUUAGAUACGUAGUUGAAAGGGUAUUCAAAUGAUUAUUAAGGUGUAGCUUCAUGUUAAGUCAAGCGUAUAGAAUAGAAAUAGAAAUGUCGUGUCUCAAGGACAAGAUGGUGAUGUUAAUGGGUCAACGUCUGUGAUGAGUUAGUGAUAGUAGUUAGCUAGUUAGUUCCUAGUACACUUUAGUUUAGCCAUCAUCAACCCACAUCUCAGUGUAAAAUAUGGAACAAGCGGAAGUGGUGGUGAUUACUCAACUAAAGCUAAACAAGAAAGCAGAUAUGAGGUGAUCUACGACCGUUGACAUCUUAAGGAACCAUGAAUCAACAACAGUCCACCAACAUAACAGUAUUAUACGUUGAAAAUGAGUGAUCUAAUUAGCCUUGUGGUAGAUGUUACAUCCACAUUUAUCUAAAUACAUUUCCAGGGAAAGAAAAAAAAAUCUUCUAUUGAGUAUUUUGAAAAACCUUGCAGGGCAAGGUUCCCAUAUAUUGAUGAACUAAAAUCUAGCUCUUUAUCGGUGUAUCUCUAUGGCGCAUGACUGUGGAUGUUGUGAAGAGCAACAUUGUUCCCUCAAAAACACCAUCAAUGUCAUUGAUCAUAGUGCGACUGUCUGUAUCGGUACUGUAAAAUUAAGUAGUGUGAAUAAGUCAUUUACUGACUUUAUGACUCUUAUUUGUAAACGUCUUGCAAUUAUCGCUAUUAAAAAACGAGUUAUCGUCUAGCACAGGAACGAAAGUAAACUGCUGUUUUUUCAACUGUCACACACAUGGCCUCAGUCAAUAUUAGCCUGACAUAGCCUACACACAGACACAGACACCUAGGCUACACUCACACAUUCACACACACAAAGUACACAAACUGGUAACAAAAACAGCACUUUAAUGCUUUAAAGGGACUUUGAUUUAGGUAACAUGUGCUUAUGAGCAGUAUUAUGUUUUUCACUAAGUGGAUGAAACAUCACGUUUUAUAUUGUUUUCCUGUUGAUUUGGUCAACAUAGUAAAGAUGUGGAUAUGAUAUGAUGUAUCUUACUGUUUGUCAAUGUCGGUCUGUUUUGUAAAGUUGUAAGGUACAGUGUUUUUCUUAUAAACUAUGAAUUAAAGUG